This is a messenger RNA of Fraxinus pennsylvanica, 1494 nucleotides long. NCBI's taxonomy places the organism in Eukaryota, Viridiplantae, Streptophyta, Magnoliopsida, Lamiales, Oleaceae. The record is from the annotation of a GenBank genome assembly.
AUGUGGCUUCCCAAAAAACAGCCUUCAAAUUUGAUUUUCAUAUUUCUUACACCUUUGGUUCUGAUUUCAGUGAUUGCUUGCAUUGUAUUGCAGGCUCCUGAACUGAUUGCUUCUCCUUCGUCACUUUCUUGGAAAUCUGUUGGUUUCUUUAGGUCAUAUUCUUUGAUUUCCUUCAAAGGAAACCGUAAUGGAAUUUUCAAUUUAGUUGGACAGGUUGAAACUUCAUCUAAUGAGGGUUCAUUACAUCAAAAGCUGGUGGCAAAUGAAAGAACUGAUAAUAAUCAGUCUUCUCCAUUUGAAAAGAAAAGGGAGGAAGUAGUGAUCAAGAAGUACAGCAGGAUAGAGAGGCUUGAAGCCAUUUUGGCCAAAGCUAGAUCUUCUAUUCAAGAAGCUGCUCGAAAUAAAAGCUUGAUUUCGAACCAUGAAGAUCCUGACUAUGUUCCACAAGGGCCUGUCUACAGGAAUGCCAACGCAUUUCAUAGGAGCUAUCUCGAAAUGGAGAGGUUGUUCAAAAUAUAUGUAUACGAAGAAGGCGAACCACCGAUAUUCCACGAUGGCCCAUGCAGAAGUAUAUAUUCAACAGAAGGAAGAUUGAUCCAUGAAUUGGAAAGGGGAAAUUUUUAUAGAACAAAAGAUCCAGAUGAAGCCCUUGUCUAUUUUCUUCCUUUCAGUGUGGUAGUAAUGGUUAAAUAUCUGUAUGAACCUGGUUCUCAUAAUAUGCAUGCUAUUGGACGCACUGUUGCUGAUUAUAUAGAUACAGUUUCUGGUAAAUAUCCCUUCUGGAAUAGAACUCUAGGAGCUGAUCACUUCAUGCUCUCUUGCCAUGAUUGGGGUCCUCGUUCAACAUCUUAUGUACCACAAUUAUACAACAAUUCCAUCAGAGUUCUAUGCAAUGCAAACACUUCUGAAGGAUUCAAUCCUCUCAAAGAUGUAUCAUUACCAGAAGUCAAUCUCAAGACUGGAGAAUUAACUGGCCUUAUAGGUGGAUCCUCCCCCUCAGAAAGAUCAAUAUUAGCCUUCUUUGCAGGCCAUUUACAUGGAGACAUAAGGUAUCUCCUAUUACAGCAGUGGAAAGAAAAAGAUCAAGAUGUACAAGUCUAUGAAGAAGUUCCAAAAAAUGUUUCUUAUGAAUCAAUGCUAAAAAAGAGCAAGUUCUGUCUUUGUCCGAGUGGGUACGAGGUAGCAAGUCCUAGAGUAGUCGAGGCGAUUUACGCAGAAUGUGUCCCAGUUUUGAUAUCUGAUGGCUAUGUGCCCCCGAUGAGUGAUGUUCUUAACUGGGAGACAUUUUCAGUUUUUGUGGAGGUUAAGGAUAUACCUAAUCUCAAGAAAAUAUUGAUGGAUAUAUCUCAGGAACAGUAUUUGAGAAUGUAUGAGAGGGUGAAGCAGGUUCAAAGGCAUUUUGUUGUAAAUGGACCUCCUAAAAGAUUUGACCUUUUUCACAUGAUGAUUCAUUCAAUCUGGCUAAGAAGAUUGAACAUGAGAAUUCAUGAUUGA